Molecule: messenger RNA, 4260 nt
Organism: Bactrocera dorsalis (oriental fruit fly)
Lineage: Eukaryota; Metazoa; Arthropoda; Insecta; Diptera; Tephritidae
Gene: insc
Exons: 4
Coding region: 204-3173 (989 amino acids)
Biological process (GO): asymmetric cell division; apical protein localization; establishment of mitotic spindle orientation
Cellular component (GO): apical cortex
Molecular function (GO): cytoskeletal adaptor activity
Source: RefSeq, a predicted model, not a curated record
GGCUACUGUCACUCCUUCAACGGAUACACGCCGCCUUUUACGGACCGCUACGUCGGUUUUAAACACAAACAUAUUUGGAUUACGUGUACCCGAUACAUUUCCACGGUUCUAAAAGCGUGUAACGCCUCUGGAGGCAAUACUGAUCACUUCCAUUAACGAAUUCUCCUGCUCAGAGUUAUCACAAACCAACAAAGAGAAAAGCAAUGGCUUUCCAACGCAGCUACAGCAAAGUGUGGUGGGGCUCCGAUAAUCAACAGUUACCCUCCUCUUUGGCGCUGUCCUCAGCGGCGGGUGGCGCAUCCUCUAUCGGCGACGGCAGCAGUUUCACAAGUGGCGGUUUCUACUACGGCUCUUACUUCACACAAAAGACGCAACAACUGAAUGCGCAGCGUACGCAUUACAACAACCACAGUGGCGGAUAUCAUUCGCUGGAUUCGGGCAGCUUUCGUUCGCACGUGGGCAAUUUGUCGCGUAUACAGGAAGUCGAUGACGAGCACAACAACUCGAAGUUGUCGUGGGGCAAGCGUGACAGUCCCGGCAGUCUACGCAGUCAGGACUCGGGUUUCUCGGACAAUGACGAGUCGCACAGCGGACGCAGUCUCGGCGGACGUUCGUCGAAACCCUCCUCACCGAGCGCCAAAUCGACGGGCAGCGCACGCAGUGCGGCUAGUUCGCCGAGUUCAGUGCGCUCCGUGGCGGUUGAGACGCCACCCACAGUUAUCCGACGCGUAGGCAAAUCGGAAUUCUAUUCACCGCUGGUGAACGUAUCGCGUCGUAUAUCAUUUCCCGGUUCACCUGCCACAACGGCCGCGCUGGAUGCCGCCUUAGCCGCGAAGCAGGACUCAACGUCACAUUUGCCGAAAUGCUUGACUUCUGAUGAGCUGUUGAUGGACGAGGCCGUGAGUGCUGCGAAGAAAUUGAAUUUCGACGAUGCUAAUGCGAGCGGUGGACUGGCCGUUGCUGGACCGCAACAAGCGCAACAACAGCAACCGAAACGACGACGCCGUAUCAUACGUCAGCCCACGAAACCCAUGUCGCCCACAAAGCGCCGCACCUUAGUCGAGGAAACAGAUAAUAGUGAUGAGGAGCGCGAUGCCGGCAGCGCGGUGAAUUCAUUUGAUGAGCUUGAUCGUUCAGCGGAACAUAAUCGCUCACGUACGCGUUUGCAUGUUGUGCCAGAUUACAACAAUGAAACUGUCUAUCUUGGUGUGGCUGCCACAACUCCCACCACAAAGCCGUACAACAAUGAAACGGUGGUGCUGGGCGCCGGUGGUGAAAUUACGAGCGCCACUAGUGAAGAUAACAACAACAAUACGCUAAAGUACGAAGCGCUUGAUAUGGACGACACGUUAUCGCCACUGAAAGAAACCGAACAGCGCUUUUUGGCAAGCACGAGCACACCGAAAGCCGCACAAGGCAGUAGUGUGAAGCCGUGGACGCAGAUGUCUUUCCGCCAUGUCACACAUGAGUAUGAUAAUCCAUUGUUAAACGGGCAUGCACCGGAUCUGCAGCACUGGUUGCAUGACUUGCGCUCAUCAUAUGAACACGAAGUGAUGUCUACACUACAGACCAAGUCUAUAGCGCAGGAAGCCUUCAAGAAUCUGACGAUAACGACGAAUACCGUGGCGAAAUUGAUACGACAGUUGCAGCAACGCGCUCUUUCCAUGCAAUCGGACUUCGAGCGUGUGGAGCGCAUAUUGUCCGGCGCGCAGGAGGCCACACUACACGAGGCGCUCUCGGGCGCUGAACAGUUGGUGGAGAACGUCGCAGAGUUUACACAGGUGCUCGAGCGACGCGCUGUCUUCUUCAAUGAGUCGCGCGCCGAUCGCAAGCGUUAUGACGAAAAUAUUCAGCAGAUACGCAUAAUAACAAAGGACACACGCUAUUCAAUCGAGCGCCAACACUACAUCAAUCUAGAGUCGCUGCUAGAUGAUGUGCACGUGCUGAAGCGCUAUCUGCUGAUUAGUCUUCGGCAGCUGUUCGAGAAAAUGGUGCGCGUUAUCGUACAAAGCGUCGAACAGGGUCACUGCGAUCUCAUGCUGCGCGCCAACAUCAACAUGAUUGCGACGCUUAUGAACAUCGAUUACGAGGGCUUCGCUUCGCUCACCGACGCGUUCGUGCAGAGCGAAGCCGUGCGCGCCCUAUUCAUCGUCUGCCUCGAGAAUAAGCUGUCGUCAGUGCGCGCGCAAGCUUUGCGUGCACUUGCUACAGUUUGCUGCUCACCAGCGGCGAUUGCGCAGCUGGGCGCUUGUGGUGGCAUCGAAAUCGUGCGCGACAUCAUACAAGUGCCGGGUAAAGAGCGCAAAGGCGAAUUUAAGCGCGGCGAUAUUGAGCGCCGCGAAGCGGUAUCACUACUGACGCAAAUCACUGCUGCUUGGCAUGGCCCGGAGCAUCGUGUUGAUGGCUUGAAGGCGUGUGCAGAGAUCAUAGUGGAGGGGCUGACGCAGUUGAUAACUGACACUGCAUGCGCGCAGACGCUGCUCUUAUGUGCAGCCGCUUUGAAUAAUCUGAGUCGCAUAGAGGUGACGUCACACUACUCGAUAAUGUCAAACGAGGCAAUCUUCAAAUUGAUCGAGGUGGUGCAGGCGCGUGGCGAAGAGGCGUCUAUUUUUCUUUACGAACAAAUCGUUGCGAUGUUGCACAAUAUGUCGAUGAACAAGAAGUGCCACAGUCACUUGGCCAAUGGCAGCAUCAUAAAUUUCAUCACGUGCGCAUACCAAACGGAAUUCUACAAGUGCUACGAAUCGCGCGCCGAAAGCGAUGCACAGCGCCGCACUAUCAAAGCGAUUCUGCACACGCUGACACACUUGGUGCACGAGUCCAGUCUGGGCAUUGAACUGCUGGAGCAGCAUCGCGUGCCCGCCUUCUUCCGACAGGCGCUGUCAAUUGGCAACGCUGGUGGUGGUGGUGGCGCUGGUGCUGGUAUGGAGGUAUGGUCCCUGGACGGUAGCCAUGGCAGAGACAUUUCGGCAUUGGCGCGCCAAUUGCUGCAGGCGCAAAAACAGGAGCAAACUGCCGCGCAGGUCGGCUGUGAUGGUGCGCUGACUACUGCUACUGGAAGUGGUGCUGGCGCACAAGCGAUGGCGGGCGCAGUUGGCGGUAGCGGUAACGGCAGUGGCAGUGGCAGAGGCAAUUUCAAAUUCAAUUUGACGCGUCAGGAGAGUUUCGUCUGAGUGGCUGUUCGGGUGGCAUGCAACUCAGCUGCAAAUGUCUGUUGCGCGUUGAGCGCCUUGGGUCAUUAGGCCGCUGCAGUCGUCGGCGCUUAGGUCAGUCAGCUGCUAGUCCCUUAAAUAAAAUUACCGCUUGUUUUCGCUCGCCUCAGACUUACUUAGCAGCCAGUCGCGCUUGUGGCGUCAUGUAUGCGGCCGCCGCGUCGCUGACGUGAGGCGCGUUCAGGCAUAAAAAAGAACUGCUGCUGACGCUGGCAGUGUAAACGAGUUUUUGCCACUUUUACUUGCUAAAAGUGCGCGCAAAGACUCUUUAAGAAUUUGAAAAAUAAAAUUGAUAUUUUUUUAAGUAUGUAUAUGUGUAUUGUUUAUUUGAAAGUAAAUGUAUGCAUAUAUUACUUUAUAAUUUUAUUUUUGUUGUGCGCGUCGAAAAGUGCGCUUUUGAGCGACUAAUGUUGUAAAUAAAUUAAUUUGUAAAAAUGUUUAUAUGUAAAUUAGCAUAAUUUUUUUAUUAAUUAAAAAUUAAAAAAAAAAAUAAAAAUUAAAUGUAAACUAGUUAGCUUGUAUGUGUGUAUGUAUGUAGUGCGCUAAUGAUUUACGCGUGAUUUUGAAAACAUGCCAUAAUUCGCGCAUUGCUUUUUGACAGCGCUUGUAAUUAAAUUAAUUAUGUACAAACCAUUUGCACAUCGAAUGUGCGAACUCAACGGAGUAACGUAGUCAGUUAUGUGCCAAAAAUCGUUAAAAUUUAUGUGUGUCGCUGUGUGACCGAUAUUAUCACUGUAGAAUAGCAACGAGUGUGCGUGUGUUGGUAUUAAUUGCGUGUGAGCCGUCUUUUUUGCUGCUUGCUGCUCUCGCUUUAUAAAUCACAAAUGACACGCCAUAAUUUUGCUACUCAAAAAAUGUAAUAUAUUUAUGUUUAUAUGUUUAUAUAUUUGUACAUAAUAUUUAUAGUGUCGCUUUUUAUGCAGACAAAUUUAUUAAUAAUUAAUUCACGAAUUUUAUUCACAAGCAAUUAAGUUUUUUCGUACUGUUUUCCCUUUUUUCUCAUUAUUAUUGAAAGAAUGUAAUAAAAAAGCAAUUCAAAUACAAAUUA